AUGGCUGGUUCUGCCAAGACCAGCAUUGUAACCAACAACGACUUGGACGAUAGCGCAAGCAGCAGAGACAUCGAGCUGAACAGCUCGCGUGUUCAAACAACCUCCUUUCAGGCAAUCAAGCAUCAUCCGCGCGAGCUAUUAUGGUGUAUCUAUGCCAUAUUCGUUCUGGUGCUUAGCAGUUUCGACAACCAGGCUGGUGGCGUUGUACUUUCAAUUCCUCAGUUCAGGAAAGAUUUUGGAUCACCGUACCAUGGCGACUAUGUGCUCUCUGCGGGAUGGCAAUCUGCCUACAGUGGCGCACCAGUUCUCAGUAGCAUCAUCGCGUUUUUGUUGUCUGGUUGGCUCGCAGACAAGGUUGGCAGAAAGUGGACGUUCGCCGUCGGCUAUCUGAUCAUCUUUGUAUCAAUCACGAUUGAGACNUUUUCGACAACCAAUCUGGUCUUNUUCAUUGGCAAAUUCCUCUCGGGUUUCGCCAUAGGCGCCUUCACGACUACCGCACUUACAUACUUGGGAGAGAUUGCCCCUCGCCCAGCAAGAGGCAAACUCACUGCAGCAGCCGGUUUAGCGUUGACGAUUGGACCUUUCAUCGUGUCGAUUGUCGUGAAAGCCACUGGCGAUCAAGCAGAUCGUUGGGCUUAUCGAUCGGUCUUCUUGGCCCAGUAUGGAAUCAGCGUCGUGGGUGCAAUCUUAUUGCCAUUCAUGCCUGAGUCGCCGUGGUGGUUACUUAGCAAGAAUCGAAACUCUGAUGCUACCCUUGCACUUUUCCGUUUCGGAUACACUGCGGACGAGGCGCAAACCUAUGCGAGUACUGCCGUCCGGGCGCUAGAGAAAGCUAGAGAAGAGACGGAAGGCGCGACCUACCUCGAGUGCUUCCAAAAGACCAAUCUUCGACGAACCGUUGUCGCAGCAGCGCCUCUGUCCAUUCAAGCUUUGAGUGGCCUCUUNUUUGUAUCAGCCUAUUCAACUUAUUAUCAACAGUUGGCUGGAUAUGACGCUCCCACAACCUUCAGCCUUGGUAUUGUUCAGAAUAUACUUGCUAUGAUGGGCAAUGCCUGCUCUUGGUUCUUGAUAGACCGAAUUGGUCGGAGACCUUUGUCGUGUUACGGCAUGUUGCUUCUGACUAUCUUGCUCUUACUCACGGGAGGUCUUGCUUGUGUCGGAUCCAAGUCAGCGACGAAGGGAACAGUUGGCUUGUUGCUUUUGUACAACUGGCUCUACUCGAUAACGAUCGGAGCUACUGCAUAUCCAAUUCUGAUCGAGACACCGACAAGUCGCUUGCGGACCAAGACCGCCGCCAUCGGACUGACAUUGCAAAGCGGUUUAUUUGCAAUGUGGGCUUUUGUUAUACCAUAUCUUUUCAAUCCCGAUCAAGCGAAUCUCGGCGCUCGAGUAGCCUUCAUCUUUGGCGCCUUUGCGAUCCUUUCGACAGUCUACCUAUGGUUGUGCCAGCCCGAAACGUCCGGACGUUCGUUUGCUGAGCUAGAUGAAAUGUUUGUCAAGAAAGUUCCAGCGAGGGGCUUCAAAGCAUACAAGACCGAAGCCGUAAAUAGCUUUCGUCUAAGUGUACUCAUGAGAGAUGGCGACGUGCCAGUUCCAUAG
This is a messenger RNA of Aureobasidium musti, 1599 nucleotides long. NCBI's taxonomy places the organism in Eukaryota, Fungi, Ascomycota, Dothideomycetes, Dothideales, Saccotheciaceae. The record is from the annotation of a GenBank genome assembly.